Molecule: messenger RNA, 1306 nt
Organism: Rubroshorea leprosula
Lineage: Eukaryota; Viridiplantae; Streptophyta; Magnoliopsida; Malvales; Dipterocarpaceae
Source: the annotation of a GenBank genome assembly
GGCUGCUCCUAGUUGGACUCGUAAGCAAAGAGGGGAAAACAUGGGCUAAGCACAGAAGGAUUAUUAACCCAGCAUUCAAUCUUGACCGAUUGAAGCACAUGAUACCGACAUUUUAUGAAAGUUGCAAUGAUAUGAUCAAAGAAUGGAAGAAGAUGGCCUCUGAGAAAGUAUCUGUGGAGUUGGAUGUAAGACCACAUCUUAUAAGUUUAACAUGUGAUAUGAUUGCUCGAACAUCAUUUGGAAGUUGCUAUGAAGAAGGACGAAGAAUUUUUCAACUGCUCCAUGAGCUAGGCAGUAUUACAGUACAAGCUGCGCAAUCAGUUUAUAUUCCAGGGUGGAGGUACAUGCCCACCAAGACAAACAAGAUGAUGAAGGCAGUUAACGAAAAAAUAAGGGUCUCACUUCAAGCAGUGAUAAACAUAAGAGAGAAGGCAAUGAAAGCGGGUGAGAUUGUUGCCAAUAAUGACUUGCUAGGGAUUCUUAUUGAGUCCAAUUUUAAAGAAAUUCGGGAGCAUGGUGAUGCUAAGAAUGUUGGGUUGAGUAGCAAUGAAAUCAUCGAUGAGUGCAAACUUUUCUACAUUGCUGGCCAUGAGAGCUCCUCAAACUUGCUUAUUUGGACAAUGGUUUUAUUGGCAAAGUACCCCGACUGGCAAGCUCGGGCAAGAGAAGAGGUUUUAAAUGUCUUCAGUGAUAAGAAGCCAGACCUGGAUACCUUAAAUCGUCUAACAAUUAUAACAAUGAUCUUGUACGAGGUACUGAGGUUGUACCCGCCAAUACCUACACUCGAACGAGCAGUUCACAAAGAAACAAAAUUGGGGAGCACCAUAUUACCAGGUGGAAUUCAUGUUUUGGUACCAGUGAUCCUGCUUCACCAUGAUCGAGAACUCUGGGGCGAGGAUGCAAGUGAAUUCAGGCCAGACAGAUUCGCAGAGGGAGUUGCAAAGGCAACAAAGAAUCAAAUGUCCUUUUUCCCUUUUGGAUGGGGUCCUAGAGUAUGCAUUGGACAAAACUAUGCUCUGACCGAAGCCAAAUUGAUUAUUGCAAUGAUUCUGCAGAACUUCUAUUUUGAGCUUUCCCCAACCUACACUCAUGCUCCCUGCGUCGUUAUGGCUCUUCAACCAAAUCCAAAUUUCGGUGCUCACAUUAUCUUACACAAACUCCAGCACUAAAGAUUCCAGUUACAGGGAUGCAAAGAUUGUCUCUUCUUCAGGCUUUGGCACUUUUAGAGGAUGGUCUUACCUCCGUUGCAUUAUUAUGUUGCUUGAAAUAAGAUCAUGUACUGACGUUAUAAAAAAGACUGUCAAUA